Messenger RNA from Pistacia vera, 843 nucleotides. RefSeq names its product signal peptidase complex catalytic subunit SEC11A-like. The transcript is spliced from 8 exons. Bases 60 to 629 code for a protein of 189 amino acids. Gene Ontology annotation, cellular component: signal peptidase complex; membrane. Gene Ontology annotation, molecular function: serine-type endopeptidase activity. The record is from RefSeq and is a predicted model, not a curated record. NCBI's taxonomy places the organism in Eukaryota, Viridiplantae, Streptophyta, Magnoliopsida, Sapindales, Anacardiaceae.
CUAUAAAUGCCAGCCAGCAUGACCAUGAAAUUGAACUCGAAAAUCAGAGAAAGAAAAACAUGGGUUGGAUUGGAAUUGGAGAAAGCGUCCGAUCCCUGAAUAUCAAACAAUCUCUCUUUCAGCUUAUCACUCUUGGCAUGAUAGUUUCGUCAGCUUUGAUGCUAUGGAAAGGUUUAAUAUGUUUAAGUGGAAGCGAAUCGCCUAUUGUAGUUGUGCUCUCCGGAAGUAUGGAACCUGGCUUUAAAAGAGGCGACAUUUUGUUUCUGCAUAUGAGCAAUGAACCCAUUCGUGCAGGAGAAAUUGUUGUGUUCAAAGUACAAGGUAAACAAAUUCCAAUUGUCCAUCGAGUUAUUGAGGUUCAUGAGCGGCAGGAGAUGGGAGAAGUUGAUUUACUCACAAAAGGAGACAGUAAUCCAAGCGAUGACAGGAUGUUAUAUGCUCGUGGACAGUUUUGGUUAAAAAGACAACAUAUCAUGGGGAGAGCCGUUGGGUUCCUGCCUUACCUUGGUUGGGCAACAAUUAUCAUGACUGAGCAGCCCAUUAUCAAGUACAUACUUUUAGGCGUGUUGGGUUUGCUGAUCAUAACCUCAAAGGAUGAGAGACACAAGUUUUCAGCUGCCAAGACAUGAAUCAGAUCCCACAUAAGAUUUUCUUAUUACAACGGAGAAGAAGAUCUAAGUUACACUUUACAUGUUCAAUUGACAUAGAUUUCUUUUCUAGCGUCCUGUACCAUUUUGUAGGCCGGCAAUCACAUAAAUAGAAUGUAUUUUAUUUGUCAACAAUACAUUGUUGUUUCAGAUGAUUACUAAAACAUAAACCCUGCCGUGUUGGGACUUGUUAUGA